CAUCCUCGUCCCCUCCUCCACUUUCACAAGUGUCACGCUGUAACGUAUGCAUUCUCUGGGGGAUCUCCUCGCGAGCCAGCCGACCAAUGGGCGACCCGUCACGGUGUAGCAGCAGUCUGACAGCCAGCGAGAGAAGGAGCGAGGCGAUGGUCUCGGCGCCCCGGCAGAGCGCUGCAUCCACGGAAUGGACGUUGCAUGGGAAGCAACGGUGCAGCUUUGGAGCACAUGGAUGUAUGCGACUGAUUGAUCACAUAAUGCGUUGCUGUGUUUGCUCUUCAUCAUGUAAUAAUGCAGCGGUGAUGUGUGGCGAUGCCUUGUCCAUCUUAUUCCACUCACUGCGACCUAUUUUUUUGUUGGUUUGUUUUGAAGGCAGUUUAAAAAUGUUCCAGUGGAAGAUCCACCAGCGAUCAUAAAUAAAUCAAUCAAAUAAAAACACUGGACCACGGUAUGGAGAGUGGGAGCUGGGCUGCGAUGGUGGGGGACGGUGCAUCCAAUAUGACAGCUGCUCACAUCUGGCUGAGUCUCCUCAACUCCUCCAGCCCGCCGACCCGGUGGGGCAGCAGUCCAUCUGCCCGGGGAACCGCACCGGAGGACCAGAACCGCCUGAUCCAGGAGCAAGCUUACCGGGACUUCACCACCACCCUCCAGGUUUUCAUCCUCAUUGGGUCUCUACUUGGGAACGCGACAGUGUUGUGGUGCACCUGCUCUACAAACGUCUUCAAGUCGGUGACCAAUCGCUUCAUCAAAAACCUGGCUUGCACGGGUAUCUGCGCCGGCUUGGCGUGCGUUCCCUUUGACGUGGCACUGGGCUCCAGCCCUCGGUGCUGCUGGUGGCUCCACACUCUGCUGCUCUGCAAGGCCAUCAAGUUCCUCCAGAAGCUCUUUUGCUCGGUCACCGUGCUCAAUUUCAGCGCCAUUGCACUAGACAGAUACUACUCCGUCCUGUACCCAUUAGAGAGGAAGAUCUCGGAUGCAAGAGCCAGAGAUCUGGUCAUUUACAUUUGGGUCCAUGCCGUUUUGGUGAGCCUUCCUGUUUUUGUCCUGACCAACGUGACGGAUGUGUACGUCGCAUCGUCCUGCACAGACGACCACGGCAACUCCCUGGGGCGCACGGUGUACGUGUUUAUCUACAACAUCACCACCGUCAUCCUCCCUCUGGCUCUGGUCUUCUUCUUCAUGCUGCUCAUCCGCAGAGCUCUCAGCGCCAGCCAGAAGAAGAAGGUGAUCAUCGCGGCCUUGCGGACUCCACAGAACAGUAUCUCUAUCCCGUAUGUGUCGCGGCGAGAGGCAGAGUUGCACGCCAGUCUCCUGGCUGUAGUGCUGGCUUUCUUUGCCUGCAGCACCCCCUAUGGAGCUGUGGUGGUCUAUCGCACCAUUUUGGUAGAUGCCAAAGAGCUGCCUGUGUCAUUGUAUCUCACAGCCUUGUGGCUACCUAAGGUGUCCCUGCUCACCAACCCUCUUUUAUUCCUGAUUGUUAAUCGCUUGGCACGCCACAGCUGCCUGGAACUGCUGUCCAGGAUCCACAGACGCUACAGCCGGCGUAACGUGGUCAGCACGGGGGGUCUGGCUUCUCUCGGGGCGGAAGCUGUGAUAGGGGAACCCGUAGGACUGGAGACGGCAGGUCGCUCUGGAAGCCAGCUUCUGGAGAUGUUCAACAUUGGCCAGCAGCAGAUUUUUAGACCCUCUGAGGAGGAAGAGGAGCAUGUAGCGAAUGAGAUUCCUCCUCAGGGAAAAGAAGGACCCAAAGAGGACAACAAGAGUGGGUCAAGGCAAAAAGGACUUACAACACAGGUUAUCACCAAAAACGAUUUGUUGCAGGGACACGGAGGUGGCCUCGCCAAGGAGUGCCCACCUUCAACCAUGGCAUCACGCUCAUCUCCCGUCCACACGUGCGCCUAUACGUCGUCGUCACAGGUGGCACCGGCUACGCUUCCAGAAACGGAAGACCCCACACACUUUGGGUUUGGACCCUUUGAGCUGCCGCCACAGUGGUUACCUGAGACCAGGAAUAGCAAGAAGAGGCUGCUGCCUCCUUUGGGUAACACUCCCGAGGAGCUGAUCCAGACCAAGCUGCCCAGACCACGACCCGAACGGCGGAUAAGCAGGAAUAACAAGGUCAGCACUAUUCCUGCUGUGGACCCUUGAGCUCCUUCAGGUGGACUCUGAUCUGCAACGCUAGACAGAAGUUAUUAUGUGGACGUUUUUCUUGGACUGACUGUUGGUGAAGAUGAGACGCUUGGUUUCACCAAACCUGUUUACUGUUCACUGUUUCUCAGCCAACAGGCCAGAGGUUUUCAAUGUGUGAAGCGUGCUCCCCCUGCGAGAUGCCAGAAGACUUCAGCGGAAGUGUAGCAUAAACAAACAGAGACUGGGGUGAGCAGAAAAUGACUUUUUCAGGGAGUAAUGGAAGGGAAGCUGUACCACACUUUGAAAACCCCUCGUAUAGACACGUCACUCUCUUUUUCUGGAGUUAUUGUCAUUUCCUUUUCCGGUAUUUGGUAAUGUAAUAAAACUGUAAUUAAACAAAUUAAUUAGAAGAUAAUAGUGUUUGGUUAUUUGCCAUCUGUAUUGGGUAAAUUAUUCACAUUGGAAAUACAGCUGUCCCUCGCCACUUUGCAGUUCAAAUUUGGCGGCUUCAGUCUAUCACAGUCUUUCAAAAAUAUAUGAGUUAAUAAAUCAUGCUGUUUUGGGGUUGAAUACGGCCUAUUAGUCAAAAUGUAUGCAUACUGAAGCUGUUACAUAUUUGUUGCCUAAAUUUGUGUCAGUAAUGUUCGGUGCCAGACUUGAUCGCCAGAACAACUGGCUUUUAUUGCAGGUUUAAAUGAUUUCACAACAGGCAAAAUGAUCCCAAAUAAAAACACGGGCUACAGUUGCGGCAUAGCCCACGCCAAGGUAAAACUCAACUCUGAAACCCCUGCGUCACUAUAUUUGGACGAGUGUAAAGGUGACUAUAGGGGUGUUAGUUCAUACUGUAUCUAAUAAUGUUAAAGAACUUAUUUAGAAGGUCGUAAACAGGUUUUCUAUGAUCUAACCUACUUUGCGGAAAUUCCCUUGUCACAGUCGCGGAACCAAUUAGCUGCACUGUAACAAAAAAAACAUCUUGCAAUUUGUUACCAUAGUUAUUGAGCUAAUGAGUCAAGUUAACACUUUGACUUGCAAAAUGUUGACAAAACACACAAAAAAAUGUUCAGUCAACAUUUACUACUGUUUUGUUCAGUGAGUGUAAAGUGAAAAUUUGAGACAAAUUAUCUUGACUUCAGUUCCGGUUUUUAAACGUCCUGUCGUCGCGCAUGCGCCGUGAGCAACUAAGGCAACGUUGAUUCUUUCCAUGGCACGCGAGGUCAGGUAACUGAUGGUUUUAUGUUAUCAUUGGCCCAAUUAACUACAGGGUUUGGCUGUCUCAGUCGAUUUUAUGUUCAAAAGUCUGCAGAAAUCCCACGUUAAAAGAAGUGAAAGUUAGCUUCAACUAUGUGAAGACAUACAUGCGUUGAGGUCUAAUAAACGCUUGUUGUGUAAUAAUACGCCGAUAAUAUCAGCGUAUCGAUACCUUAAACUCAAUUCAGAACAGUUGAGAGUGUAAUUAGGAGCACAGUAAUGUUAAUUGUUAGACAAGUUGCGUUUAAUUUAACGUGCCGUGUCGACCAACUGUUCAUCGAAGCUGGACACGAACACGCAGCAACAUGAGAAUAAGCUGGUGGAUGAAAUGCUUUAACACCUCAUCCCUCCGGCUGCAGAAAAAAGGCACUUCGACGAAAAUGAUUGACAGUGUUAUCGUGUUGGGUGGAUGCGCGUUCACCAGCUGCUGCGUGCACGCGGGAGCCAAAGUCUAUUAACCAGAGUAGUCGUGUAUACGGCGUGGUGUGGUUAAAAACACGUGGGAAAUAAAAAAACGUGGAAUCCUAAGGCCAGUAUAAUUUACUACGUCUCCAGAAAGUGAAAACUGCCUUCUACACAAGUCCUGAGCAGCACCAGCUGCAUACAAGUGUUUCUGCACAGGACUGCGAUCUAGCUGUGGCAGUGGUUGAAGUAAGACUAAAGAGAAGCAUGAGAAAAUUCAGUGUAAUCCUCGGUACAGAGUAAAUCCAGGGCUUGGUAUGAAAUUAUAAUAAUUAUACACAGUACAGUUAUUUGAUUAUGUUCAUAAUAAUGUUACUAAAACAAUUGUGAUUUCAUCAAGAGGCAAAGCACAGUGCUAUAACUUCCAUGAAGUAAUUGUGAUACAUUUGUAACAUGCAUUCCAUGUUAGAGUACUAUGCUUAUAAUCAUUUAAUACAUUUAAAUAAAAUAAAAAUUGUUUGGCCUUUCAAUCCACUUGGGAUGAGUGAUCGAACUAACAUUGCAUUCAAUACUUAUUUCACAAACGCAAGUUAAAAAAAAACACAUAAUCUAAAAUGCAUUACAGUGUAGGAAAUGUAGUUUUCUUAGUUGUCUUGUCCUCUUUGAUACCUAAUGCUCCGAUCAAGGUUUUAUGCUGCCGAUUUCGUGAGAUUGGCCGAUACAGACCAAUGGACCAAUUAACUGUACAUUUUUACAUUAUUGACCAUUUUAGACCAUUCCAAGGGCCCCUGGAAAAUUGGUAAUUGUUAAAAAAAUAAACGUUUGGGCGGAUGAAGUUCACUGUGGCCACUUGCGUUUGUGAUUCCUGGGUUUGCAUAUGAUGUAGAACUACACCUUCAAAAAGCAAACAAGGACUUUCAAGAAAAUGGAACUCUUCUUACAUUACCAAGAGACAUGAAAAUGGAAGUGUUGGACACCACAGCUCACACUGUUUUUACUUGUAAGGCUUAUCCAACCAAACGAGUUAGUCUGUGGCUGCUGCUUUGAUUGAAAAGCAUCCUUGUCUUAAGGAUCAGGGCCCAGAAACAGGCCAUCACAGCUGGACUAUGAGCAUAAAAUAUAAGAUGGGGAACUACCGCCAGAAGCUACGAUCAGCCGGUUGCUCAGAUGUCACCGUGAAUCGAAAAAGAGCGAGUAAAGACCCAAGACGUUUGAAGAAAACCAAAAGAUGCGAGGUGAAUUUCCACCCAGACAACCCAACUAGCCAGACUGAUUCUUCCCUGCAAAAAGAAAGAGAAAAAGCCAUGAAAAUGCUUGUACAACAACUUGGUGAUCAAACGUGUGAUGUACUCACCGUUAAGAAGACGGCAGCUCUUAGAGGUCUGCCCGUGUACAUGAAAGAAGAAACCGGAAACUUCAUGAAGACGUGUCUGAUGGCGGAUGGUGGUCCAGAAUCUUUUCGAAGCCGUCUGGAAGUUGUUCUCCAUGGCUUCGCAGAACUCCUCCCACGUCAGACUUUUUGCCUCGGCAACCGCCAGAGCCGCAAACCUCUUGGCCUGCCGGUACCUGUCAGCUGCCUCUGGAAUCCCAUGGACCAAAAAGGCCUGAUAGGACUCAUCCUUCAGCUUGACGGCAUCCCUCACCGUUGUUGGAUUAUCGAGUAAUUAAAACCUAUUUUUAUAUUAUUUGACUUGAACCUGAAUUUAGUUAGAUGUGUGUUUUGGAGUAAUGUGAAAACAAUGGGAAACAAAUUGUUCAAUAAAUGAUUUUUAGCACAAAAUAACAAAAAAACAGAAUUUAAAGGGAGCAGCUGUAACAUUACACCACCAGUGACAAGUGAGUGGGUUAAUUCUGUCAUUAUAUUGUCUUAUUCUGCUGCGUGCUGACAUGGUGCUCUAUGCUUCACGGCAGCGAUUUGCAUUUGCCGAGAAUUUACCCCCUCGCGCAAAAUGGGACCCCGCAUGGAUGAUGGGGUCCUACGCACAGUGCGUGUUGUGUGUGUAAGGGUGGGCGGCCCGGACCGUACCCUUCCACUGGAGUCUUUUUAGAUCAUCCAAGCUAAAGUAGCCACACUCCAUGUGUCAUUGAUAGAAAAGCACACAAGUAUUCUGGUCGACGUGUGAAGCAAAUUCGAGUUGCAGCCAUCCAGACUGGAGAAGCAUUUCAUUUUAUAAUCUUCUUUGGCUGGCGGUAAGACUGAGCACAUGAUGAAUUUCUGAGGCAGAGCAUUGCCUCCACUUCUGUGAUCGGCUUUGUUUUACUGUAGUCUUAGCAGGAAUUGUCGUCAGUGGAAUUAUUCAUGCCGUCAUCCAUAUUAACAUUAACAUUCUGCAAUUGAAGUCAACUUUCGCAAUGACCUCAGUCCAAUAUUCAUAGACGGACGCCCAUGUUCCCACAGCAUGUGUAUUUCUUCAUUGAAAUUACAGUGUGAGAAUCCUUUUCAUGGUCCACUGGCUUGUAGUGUGGAGAAUUGCUUAUUAAUCCUUGCUUAUAUUGCAUUCCUUUUACUGACACCUCAUUGAGCGCUGUGUGUGUGCUAGCUCACUUCCGCCUUUGUCACAUUGACACAAGGCCUCCAAAUAGAGAAGUGCCUGCCCGUAAGUAGCAGCUUGUAACCAAAAUUUUAGCUAGCAGUCCAAAGCAAAAAAUCAGCCGAGAAACUGCUCGCAUCCAAAAAGCACUUGUUAGUUGGGACACUCGUAUGCUAAGGUAGCACUGUAUAAAUGACAAUAAAAAUACCUGCAGUGCUCCGGUACCUUCUCUCUUCUGUCUGGCAUUUGAGACUUGACAGCUCAACUUGCAGCGACAGCAGAUACAAAUAACUUUGGUGUUGCCGAGUGAGCCAUCUGCCAGGGCUUUGAAGCCAAACUUACCAUUUCUCUGUCCAUUCCAGCUCGAUAUUUGUUGCCGCUUGUUCCUCAACAUCAACUGCCACACCACUGCGUUUCCUCAAACUACGCUGUGGGCAGA
This is a messenger RNA of Dunckerocampus dactyliophorus (ringed pipefish), 6747 nucleotides long. It is a transcript of the gene gpr176, whose product is annotated as G protein-coupled receptor 176. Gene Ontology annotation, cellular component: plasma membrane. Gene Ontology annotation, biological process: G protein-coupled receptor signaling pathway. The record is from RefSeq and is a predicted model, not a curated record. Bases 448 to 2145 code for a protein of 565 amino acids. The transcript is spliced from 5 exons. Gene Ontology annotation, molecular function: G protein-coupled receptor activity. NCBI's taxonomy places the organism in Eukaryota, Metazoa, Chordata, Actinopteri, Syngnathiformes, Syngnathidae.